Molecule: messenger RNA, 1257 nt
Organism: Corylus avellana
Lineage: Eukaryota; Viridiplantae; Streptophyta; Magnoliopsida; Fagales; Betulaceae
Source: RefSeq, a predicted model, not a curated record
UACGCUGCAUCAGUUGGUAUCAGAGCUCCAGUUUUCUUUCUAUGAAUGAGGAGGAGCAACCGUCUGGCAGACAUGAACAAGGUAUAUGUGCGCACGGAGGCAGUACGUAAGAAGCAACUGGUGAUUCGUUUGCGGCACAUGGAGGAGAGGUUUGGUGGUCUAACCGUGCGGAAUGAGGGGUGUGCGCGCACCCAACAUGGGGUCCCUACCGAUCACUCGGCCGACAUGGAUGGUCCAAGCGUUUGUCGUCGUCAACCAAAACUGAGAUACGCGGGGGCGGAAGACAAAUUUAUCGUCAAGGGUGAACCUGUCAAUCCUUAUGCGGGGCACGGAGUGCGGAAGGAAUUUCCAAUGACACAAGCUCAUGCUAUAUCACGGGACGCAGGCGUCAAUCUCGACAUCCGAAAAGAAAAAAUAGAAAAUUCCUACAAAAAAAAGGUGUCUAGGGAGAUGGCGGAGGUCAAGCAUCAAUCGGUGUCCCGAUACAUUGGUGGUACGUACCGACAAUUUCAAACUACAUGCACCAUUGGAGGCAAGGUGGCCAAGCUUGUCAUCGAUCCAAGGAGUGGUAUGAAUUUAGUCUCGGAGGAAGCAGUUCAGAAGCUAGGGCUUGAGAUUGAGAGACAUCCUACUCCCUAUCGGUUGGAAUGGCUCACGAAAGGAAACGAGCCCACUAAGUCACUCUGCAUCAGUUGGUAUCAGGGCUCAAUUACUUUCCAUGAAUGGGGAGGAGCAACUGCUUUACAGACAUGAACGAGAUGUACGUGCGUAUGGAGACAGCACGUAAGGAGCAACCGGCGAUUCGUUUAAGGCACAUGAGUGGUGGGCCGAACAAUUGUCGUCACCAACCAAGACUGCGAUUCGUAGAGGCGGAAGGCAAAUCUAUCGCUGAACCUUGGCAACACACGGAGGAUCAAUUCAGGGCUAUGAGGGAUCAAAUUGAAGACCUCACUACCCAAUUAUCCAACUUGUGUGGUCAACAUGGGAACGGAUCUAAAAGCCCAUUUGCGGAGCGCCGAACGCACGGACGUCAACACCUUGCGCAAGCUCAUGCCAAUCAGCGGGUAAGUAGAUUCAAACUCAAACUUCUGAAAUUCGACAAGGAUCUAGAACCCCGACAAAUAUCUAGAUUGGGUGUUGGCUGUUGAAGACGUUUUUGAAUUUAACGGGAUGUCUGAUGAGCAACAAGUCUCUUUGGUGGUACAUACAUUCCAGGGAAGAGUUGGUGCGUGGCGGCAACAACUGAAGAGAACCAGA